AGGGAAAUGCCACGUGGUCCCGCCAACCAAUUUCUACUCAUCUCAUCAGCGCAAGAUUAGCAACUCCUCCGACUCGAGACUUAAACAGGUCGGACUUGUAAAGUUGUAACUUCCCUUUUGGCGCUGUAUAUUCAAUACGGCCGACACAUUCCCACUACCAGCUGACUGACAACGACAUUCCAUUGAAAUGGACGGAUUUGAUGAUUUGUUGGCGCCUUCCCGGUCAAUGUUGGAAGAUAAUCCUUUUAACGAAGACAGUAACCCUUUUGGCUCGAGGCGCUCUGGUUCUCCAGAUCCAUGGGCUUCUCCCUUUGAUCAUAGCCAUGAUGCUUGGACCGAGGAUCACCAUACGCAACAAUCGACUGAAGUCGAGGAUUAUGAGCCGGAAACACCAGUAUCAAGUUCCAAUAUCUCCACAGAAAUCCCAACUGAGCCUGUCGACUCUGCGGGACCCGGUGAUCCCCUUGACUCGGCUACUGCGAAUGUUCCUUCUUCCGAUGAGGAAGACAACAAGCCUCUUGGUUUCAAACGUGCCAGGAACGUAUCGUUGAAGGCAUCCGGAUUCAAGGAGAGUGUCGAUAUUGCGUCUGAGGAUACAGAAGAAGAAGAAGGCAAAAAGGAUGAAAGGUCGGCGUGGAAGGAGGAACAGGCUCAGGAUAAAGGGAAAGGGAAAGAGAUUGAGGAAGUGCUUGAAAAAGCUGAAUCUCUGAAAGGCUUUUCAGAGACUGCUACGAUUCGACCUAGUAUGAUUGAGGAACCUGAACUUCAGCGGCAUCCUACUCCUCCAACUGUAACUUCAAGCACAUCAUCGCUCUCAGGUCCCAGCUCCCCUACUGCAGUUUGGGGUCCUCUCUCUGGACAAACGUCUGGCUGGGGCGAACACGAACCCUACAGUCAGCCAGAAUUCGAUGACGGGAUGUCCGCGUCUGCGCCUGUUGUAUCACGUAACCGGGAUGAAGACGACAGCGACGAUGAUAAACCUCUUGCUCAGAGUCUUUCCAUGUCUCCUAAAUCUAAAAAGCGUUCUAUCUCCAAUCGUCCUGAUGACCCGUCUCUCCCUCCGCUUUUCACUAUAACGGUUGACGAUCCACAGAAAGUUGGUGAUCCAAUCCGCUCGUAUGUCAUGUACACAGUACACACACGGACAACUUCCCCCCUUUACCAAAAGUCAGCCUUUUCAGUGUUGAGACGGUACUCGGACUUCCUUUGGCUUUACAACACAUUGUCAUUUAACAAUCCUGGAGUAGUGGUUCCUCCUGUGCCAGAGAAGAAUCCACUACUAUUCACUAAUCCUAUAUUGGGAUCCGCAGGCAAGAAAGGCUACGUAGGGAGGUUUGACGAAGGAUUCAUUAGGCAGCGGAGGUUCGCACUCGAAAAAUGUAUACAAAAGAUUGCCAACCAUCCCGUGUUGUGCAAAGAUUCAGACUUGAAGUUGUUCCUAGAGAGUGAUACGUUCGCAUUGGAUAUCAAGCACCGCAAGAUUGACCCGGGCUCCCCUGGGCCUUCCAGUGGUAUCAUUUCUUCCAUUGGGCAAACAUUAACAGGAACGAGAUUCUAUGAGACAGACGACUACUUUGACUCCAAAAGAACAUAUUUAGAUUCACUCGAAGCGCAACUUCGUUCUCUCGUCAAGUCUAUCGACCUUGUCUCCAAACAUCGCAUGGAAAUGGCCCAGGCUGUAUCUGAGUUUAGCGAUCAUGUCAAAGAGCUUGCAGAGGGUGGAGAUUUCAACACAGGAUUAAAUGUCUCCGGUUCCUCACAAGCUCAACAACUCUCACAAACUUUGAUGGGUCUGGCUGAGGUUGAAAGGAAAGCGCAAGAAUUACAUGUACUUCAAAGCGAACAAGACAUGAUUACCAUCAUGGGGACCGUCGAUGAGUAUGCGAGGUUAAUUGGAAGUGUUAGGAUGGCAUUUUCCUCUCGCGGACGGAUGUAUCAAGCUUGGAAGAAUGCAGAUGUCGACGUCAUCCGUGUCAAGCAGGUACAUGAGCGCAACCGGGGUACCUCUGCAUACGGAGGGAACUCGCCAACACCCGGCGGAAGUCUCAGCAAAGGGGCCGGUGGUGCUCUGGGUCACUCUUUAAGUCAAAUAGCUGAGUCUGAAAUGCGUGCUGCGCAAGCCAAACGAGCAUUUGAAAACACGUCGCGUUUAUGUAAAGCUGAAAUGGCUAGGUUUGAGGAGGAGAGAGUGGAAGACUUCCGUGAUGCUCUGCGGGCUUGGUUAGAAGGUAUGAUUGGAAGGCAGUCAGAGCUUAUCACUGCUUGGGAGAGUUAUCAGCAGAGCCUGUUGAGAAGAUCUGAACGAGUGCAGAACGGAAAGGCUCCGUCAAUCUCAGCGCAAUAAGGGUAUCGUUGGAUUAUCAUUAUACUGGAAAGCUGUACCUACUCACUAUUAUGAUACACUUCUUCUGACCCUCUUCGGCGGUCUCGCCGACUGCUGAGGAUGAAAAACUAUAAAAGAACGUUCUUGGUCGUCCUCUGUAC
This is a messenger RNA of Lentinula edodes (shiitake mushroom), 2484 nucleotides long. Its product is annotated as Vps5 C terminal like-domain-containing protein. Gene Ontology annotation, molecular function: phosphatidylinositol binding. Bases 188 to 2344 code for a protein of 718 amino acids. Gene Ontology annotation, biological process: retrograde transport, endosome to Golgi; protein retention in Golgi apparatus. Lineage: Eukaryota; Fungi; Basidiomycota; Agaricomycetes; Agaricales; Omphalotaceae. Gene Ontology annotation, cellular component: endosome. The record is from RefSeq and is a predicted model, not a curated record. The transcript has 7 exons.